UAAAUGGCUCGUCGGGAAACAGUUUGCCCGGAAACAAAACCAAAAAAGAAAGCCCUUUUGUAGUAGGACUGAAGAAGGUUCCCAGGAAUUCCAAUUUCUCAAGCCAGCUAAAAUCCCGUUAAACACCCCCGCCAAACGCUCAGCCCUCAAAUGAUUUUCCUCUUUCAAUCUCCUUAUUUUCAUGAAAAUCCCAAUUCCCAGUAACCCAUGUGGUGGUGGUUUUCCGUAAAUCGCUAGGGCUCUCUUCCUGUAUUUAACCUUCCCAAACCCCAGCAUGAUAAACGCUUCGAGGCACCUCAAGCUCUUUUUCCAAUACCACAAGACAAAACCCUGCUCUUCUUUGGCAAUUCCUGGGUUUAGAAAUCAGAUUCCCUUCACAGGAAGCAGACUUUCCCGGUGCAAUAACUGUAUCACAUCCAUCACGGUUGGUUUCCCUUUGAUCGGGCCAUUUUUUGACAUUAUAAGUAAUUUUAUUGGCAACUAUCAGUUACUUGCAACACAGGCAUCUCCUAAUGAAGAGGAAGUCACAGAUGAGGCCUUAAAUCAAAUUCUUACCACCAUAGAAAAUGCUCCAAAGCCCAAUGGAGAAAUUUGCACUGCUUUUGUUGAGAAGCUGUGUGAAGCUGGAAAUCUUUCUGCUGCUGCUAGAUUACUUCAAUCUUUACGCGAUAAACACAUCUUUCAUAGCCCUAAAGCCUAUAAUCUCUUAUUAGGGGCAGCGAGUGAAAGGCAUGACAUUGAACUUUUGUCUCAAGUUUUCAAAGAAUUAUUGGUAGUUCAGGGAUCCUUGAGUUCAACCUCUUAUCUUUAUGUUGCGAAGGCUUUUGCGAAGACAAGUGAUGGUAUACAGCUACUUAUAUUCGUCAAAGAAGUGUCAGCACUGACCUCUCCAAGUGCAACGGUUAUAAACAGAAUCAUCUUUGCGUUUGCAGAAUGUGGGCAGGUUGAUAAGGCCCUUCUGAUAUAUGAUUUGAUUAAGAGUCUAAGAUGUAAGCCAGAUUUAAUUACAUAUAAUACCAUUUUGGAUAUUUUGGGUCAUGCAGGACGCACAGAUGAAAUGGUCCAUGAGUUUGCCUCAAUGAAAGGAGCUGGAAUUGUCCCAGAUGUCGUUUCUUACAAUACAUUAUUAAACAACUUGCGGAAAGUAGGUAGACUAGAUUUAUGCUUAGUGUAUUUCAGGGAAAUGGGUGAGAAUGGAGUUAAACCAGAUUUGCUUACUUAUACUGCAUUGAUUGAGAGCUUUGGUCGAUCAGGAAACAUUGAGGAAUCUAUAAGACUCUUCAAGGAGAUGAAGCUGAGGCAGAUACGUCCUUCUAUCUAUGUUUAUCGAUCACUAAUCAAUAAUUUAAAGAAGCUUGGGAAGUUGGAGUUGGCGAUGAAAUAUUUGGAGGAAAUGAAUUCUUGUCUUUCAGAUCUUGCUGGUCCAAAUGAUUUUAAACGGAGAAGAAGGUAGUUGCGCACUCAAAUGACUCCAAGGUCUCUGCGAUCAUUGAUUAGUUCAAGCUUAGAUAUGUUGUGCAGGUCCUGGGUGUUGCAGUUGAUAUUGGUAUCAGUGGUAUGUAAUUCCGCCAGGGGCAGCAAUUCCUUCACUGACAACUGUGAUCUUGCUGCUUAUUUUUCAAAGUACCCAAAAAAUGCUUAGGGAUGAACAUGCGCAGCGUUGUUCAUCUGACUAGCUUGUGUGGAACUUGUGGUGCAAACCUGGGUUGCUAAUUUGAAGUCCAUUGCAAUUUCUUAACAUGCUUCUAAAUGGUAGAUACCAUCUGAAGAGGAUCAGCUGCCACCACUGAUUCAAGGUUCAAGGGCAGAGCAUAUGCAGUAUGGGAGGACCUGAUUACUAAGUCAUUGCCUCUGCAUAGAUUUUUCCUUGGAGAUGAACUGUUGCGGAUGAAAUCAUUUCCAAGGUUUAGAAGCUGGAUGUUCAUUGAAUAUGGUUAUCUAGCAGGUAAUUGGCCACUGGUGCUGGCUCAGUGGUCAUUGUCAUCAUAGAGCAGGCUCUGUGGAUCAAAUCAUACCAUACACCAUAAAAAAUAAAAAAUAAAAGCCUGCAGCAGGUAAUACUUUAGGCUUUCACAAGGUUUCACCGAGUGGCUAUCCCAGCUGUUGGUCUGAUGGCCCUUUCUAAAGCACCUGAAAUGGAGUAAUGGAUCAUUACUUUUUGGGUUUGAGCCUCGCUAAACUGUACAAUGAUAGUGUCGUAUUGGUUUAUUCAUUUUUUAUCCGAAUUGGAAUUUUGUAAUGCAAAUGGAGGUACUGGUUCAUUAUUUACAAUCUACUAAACUAAACCCUAGAGGCUUGUGUGAUGGGACAUCAAACACGAGCCAUGGACCUUGUGGUUCGGUGAUUGAGGGCUGGAUUAUAAUUGAGCUUUUUAUUAGUUUGCCUUUUAUUUGUUUUAUUGUUUAUUUUUGAGACUGGUUGUAGUAUUUUUAUUUUGGGAUUUACGUUAUUUUAGCAGGCCAUUAGCCAAAGUAUAAUUAGGGCUUAACUCUUGAUCUACGUAACCCUAAUUUUCUAUUGAAUUAGUAGCUUAU
This is a messenger RNA of Corylus avellana, 2534 nucleotides long. RefSeq names its product Tetratricopeptide repeat (TPR)-like superfamily protein. Lineage: Eukaryota; Viridiplantae; Streptophyta; Magnoliopsida; Fagales; Betulaceae. Gene Ontology annotation, molecular function: protein binding. The record is from RefSeq and is a predicted model, not a curated record.